Molecule: messenger RNA, 2853 nt
Organism: Linum trigynum
Lineage: Eukaryota; Viridiplantae; Streptophyta; Magnoliopsida; Malpighiales; Linaceae
Source: the annotation of a GenBank genome assembly
GGCCGAGAAGCCCGCGGCGGAAGUAGAAGGAGAUUAAGUCAGUGACGUACGUCACGCGAGUCUCGCCGAUGUGAGUUCCACCUGCGGUAAACUUGACCUUCACGCAACCUUAGACUUGAAACGGUGGGGCGCCAAUAAGAUCUCGCCACGUCACCCGACGGAAGUCUUCCUCCAUUCUACGCCCCUUCGUGCCAAUAUAAGCAAACUCUGUAGGCAGGCAGGCCACUUCGUUCAGUAAAGAAAAAUAAAGCAAGAAAUCUGUUGGCUUUGGGUUCGAAACAGAGAAAAGACUAGUAAACUCGCGCUCAACUCCCUCGCUCCGGAACUGCUCUAAGAUUCUUCCGCCGCCGAUCAGCAACUUUGCCCCCUACUCCGGCGGCGAUCGAGUUUCUGUAAGAAGCUUUUCCGAGAAAAAAAAAAUUCUCUUUCUCGUCUGCUCUCUGUUUUUCCCGGAAUUCAAUUGCUCUCUCUCUCUCUCUCUCUCUCUCGCUUCGAUGCUUGUGCGUUUCUCUCCAUUCCCCCCUCCCCUCUUCGUUUAAUCUCUUUGUUGUUCUAUCCAUAAUGUACCUUUUUGAUUCUCCUGGUAGUUGUUUGAUUGCGAAAAUUACGUUUACCUUACCGGGAGAAAGAAAAUUCUGUUGUUCUCAAGGGUUUUGUGGGCUUCACUUUUAGGGGUCCUCUGUUUUCUGGGUGGUUAUCGUUUCUAUCUGUCGAUUCUAGAUGUGAAAGUGAAUAUUCGUUAGUUGCUUUCUAUGAUUCCAUCGCUUUUCCCUCUUUUUCCUGUUCCUUUCUUACUGAUUGGACUCCGGGAAAGUUGAGUUAGUAAUUUUCUCCGGUUAUAGCUUUUCUUGAAUUCCAAGUCUUAUCUUUUAGCUUCUUGGGUUUCUGGGUUUUUUUUUUCUUUUCUUUCCCUCAGGGUUUUGUUGUUGACUUGGCGUACUGGUCUAGUUCUCUGCGUAAGUUGAACGAAACAGGGUAGGGUAGGGGGCGGGGUUAUUUUCUAUCCCUCUGGAGGAAAUUUCUGUGAUGACUGAUCACAAAUUUCCGUCGUCUUUUAAUGGUCUUUAAUUCUUGUUGCGGUUCACUUUAUUUCUGGUUGACUGUAAAUGGAAAGAACGAUCCGGUUUCCUGAACUGUGAGAUUGAUUCUUGUUGAAUAGUUGAGGGGAAAAGUAAAUCUAAUUCCCAUCUCUCUUUCUUUCCCCUGUACUAUUCUGCCAUACCUUCACUCCCAAAGCACCCUUUUUCAUAUCGAUCACACUGACUGACUCCCCAGGAGAAAAGAAACCGAGGGAACAUGGAAACCUCCGAGACUGAAAGGAUCGUGAUGGAGGAUUUGGAUGGUGGCUUCGUCCUUGUUGAUUUCGAAGAAACUCUUGCGGCAAACGACGGAAAUCAUGAGGAAUUGCUGUCUGAUGACGACGAAGACGAAUUGAGCUACACCAACUCUGUUACUCUGACGCUCACCCCUGAAUUUCCAAGGAAGAGAUGGGCAGUGAACAUCCCACCAAGGGAACAACGAAUCAAGGACGUAAUCAAACUCCUUGUCCUCACAUAUCUGCCUGCCAAGUCAGUCUGCAGAUUCAGAGCCGUGUCCAAAGACUGGAACAGCUGGAUAUCCGCGCCAUUCUUCGCCCACGAGCAAUCGCUUCGCUUCACCAAAAUCUCCGGCCUCUUCUCCCAGUUCCCCGGAGAAAACCCAUCCUUCACCGCCCUCGAUUGGCGCUCCUCUGGGGUUCCAAUUCCCUCCCUCAGCUUCCUGCCCGAAAGAGUCGAGGUUCGAGCCACCAAUGGCGGCUUGCUCUGCUGCAGAAGCCAUCUAGGAUCCUACUACAUCUGCAACCCAGCCACCAAGCAAUGGACCAAGCUUCCGGAGCCGAAUAUGUACCACGGACCCGAGACAGCUCUGGGGCUCACCUUCGAGCCUUCCCCAUCCAGCUACUCUGCAAACUACCAGCUCGUUUGUGCUGUUGUGGCCGCCAAUUCCUCAACAAUUGAUGAUGACGAUGAGGAUCGUCUCGUGGUGGUCUCGUUCGAGGUCUACUCCUCGAGGUCCGGUGAAUGGAGGGUGUGCGAUGCAAUGUACUGCGAUGGCGAUUUGGGGACCCCUGAGUUCGUCGGAGACGGGUUGUACUUGAAUGGGUUUGUGCAUUGGGAGACUGGAGGUGGUAAAGUUCUCACCUUUGAUGUGAAGAACGAAGACUGUGGCGUAAUCAAUCUGCCACUCGGCCAUGGCCCUCAGGGUUCGUUGGGGGUUAUGAACGGAGAGCUGUGCUACCUUUUGCCGAGUAUUCGCGGCGGGGAGGUGGACGUUGAAGAAGAAGGAGAUGGGGCCCUGCAGGCGAUCUGGUCGCCGGUGAUUGAAGUGUAUGGAGAUAUGGACAUGAAGCUGAAGCGUGUGAUCAAUGUGAAUUAUGGUGCAGGGGAGUUCUGUGGCAGAGCUUUGGCUCUCGUUGGCGACAAGGUAGUGAUUGCAGUUUUUGGGAACAAGGUUGUGGCUUAUGAUGUGGAAGCUGAGAAGGGGGAAUGGAUUGGGAAUGCGAGGGAAGAUGGGUUUGAGAAGUUUCUGCCGUAUGUGAACAGCCUGGUGGAUGUAAAGGUUGCUGGAUCUGGAGAUAUGGUUUGUGCUUGGUAAGAGGAUUAGUCUGUUGACUCGAUAGUAUGGAGUAUGAGCCAUUUUGGACAUAAGUUGAUUGAAUCCAGGGUUGAAUGUGAUGGGUGCAUAGUUUGAUUUGGUUUAACUUUUCAAUUUCUAAGGUUUUGGUACUUGGAUUUUGAUUCCAUUCCUUGUAAAUAAAUAAGUCAAUUGGCUGAUUGGGAUGAAAUGAGGUUCAUAUAAAUUUCGUUUAUGAUA